Homarus americanus (American lobster) is the source of this 753-nucleotide messenger RNA. Its product is annotated as low choriolytic enzyme-like. The transcript has a single exon. NCBI's taxonomy places the organism in Eukaryota, Metazoa, Arthropoda, Malacostraca, Decapoda, Nephropidae. Gene Ontology annotation, molecular function: metalloendopeptidase activity; zinc ion binding. Bases 1 to 753 code for a protein of 250 amino acids. Gene Ontology annotation, biological process: proteolysis. The record is from RefSeq and is a predicted model, not a curated record.
AUGUUUGUACCUAAGUUGUUCACCUUUACACUCCUGUUUACUUGUGCAGGGUUUUCCUACGGGCGCCAGCAGCCACCUACAGCAAACGUUGCUUAUAGGUCAAUGAAGCCGUGGCCAACGACUAACAUACCUCUCGUUAUAAGUUCCUCCUUCAACACGGCUGCCAAAAAGGGUAUUUUUCAGGGUAUACGCAUGUUGCACGAGAGUACGUGUGUCAGGUUCGUGUCAGUAAAUAAACGUAACCAGAAUCACGUGAAGAUGCAGGUUGCAAACGUAUAUAACACCAUCCACGGGUACCACAACAAGCCUGGGUACGUGUCCAAGGUCAACCUACGUGUGCCAGGAUGCGCCGAAAAGCCGGCGCACGUGACGCACGAGUUGAUGCACGUGCUAGGCUUCUUCCACGAGCACCAGCGUAUGGACCGUGAUGAACACAUCGUGGUGAGGUACGAAAACAUGAAGAAAGGCACUAAUGUAAUCGAUUAUCAUGUGCAAUAUAACGAGACACUGGGGCUGCCUUACGACAUCGGCUCCAUUAUGCACUAUGGUCCUCGAGGGUCACGUAAAGACCAUCACUCCAAAACCAUAGAAGCCAGGCCUGGGGAGCCCUCCUCCUCACUCAUGGGCCAAAGGACUAACCUCAGUGUUAUUGACGUGGCCAGGGUCAAUCGUCUGUACCGGUGUACCGAACAUUACCUGGGUGACGACCUGCCCGGAGCCCAGCGCUACCAAGAGUGGGUCAACAGCCACUGA